AUGCAGCAGCAAUACUGAACAUGAAGACAGGGAAACUUGCGUGUGGCAGCAGAAACCUCCUCGGUGCGUUCCACCUGUUUCACGUGUCUUGUGUCGUACACUGGUUUCUCUUCUGUGAGAGUGAAAUACUUGGGAGCAAGAUGGUGUGUGGAAAGGGGAAAAAGAGAUGCACAAAGCAGAGUGGUGCGAACAUGAAUGGGUUGGUUAGCAAUGUUAGCUGGCAAAUAUUUUCAGUGUUCUGUCCAGAAUGUCAAGGCACUGGGAUAAACAUUGAAGGAGAUGAGAUUGAGAGACACGUUUCCGCUUUCUCAGGCAUGGAGGUUCGGGGUGAAAGUGAGUGAAGGUAGAAAAGCAUGGAUGAAAAAUCCGGAGAAGUUAGAGAAUUGCUCAACAGGAUUUCAUUUUCCACAGCAGGAUAAAGAAUCGGUUAAAGGUCAGGUAAUGUUACUGUUAUUACACAACAUAUCCAUUUUGGUAAUUACAUUGGUUGUAAAUUGAAAGAUAAAAUGUGGGAAUACAUGAGGAAAGAGUGCAGAGCUUGAAACUGGUUCGUUUCUACCGAGUGGAGUUGUAAAGUAGGAAAGAAGCAAGCAAAGAUACACUCUAAAAUUUAUGUGUUUUGUGUAAAUAAGGAUUUGUCCGGCACUUUGUAAAUCCGCUAUUACAUUUGGUGUUGUUAUUAUUAUCUGAUUACUUUUACGGCUCAUUUUACUCUACAGUAAUAUUUAAAAAUUCUUAAAAUUAGAAAUUCUAAAACCUGUUACCGAUGUAGGCUGAUAGGCAAAUUCAAUUACAACUUUUAAAGCUACAAAUUUGGAUCCCAUAGAUGAGGCCAUGAGUGGUUGUGUCAUGAGGACCCAUAAGUCAUCUCAGACUGCACUAUGCUUUUAAAUGAAACAGCUCACUUCAGUUUUAUUUACAACAUUUUUAAUGUAUAAAGAAAGAACCGUACCCAAAACAUUAAUAUAAUAAAUUGAUAUUUCAACUUCUUCUACAUAUCAACAGUCUUAUUCACCGUUAUCAAUCAAACGUAGGGUCCAAAUUUUAUUUAGAGUUUUUGGAAAGGAAAAAGCACCACCGUUUGCGUCGCGUUCUAGUUUCUAAAUGCCUCUAUCUCAUCUUUUUGGUGUACAGAU
Molecule: messenger RNA, 1136 nt
Organism: Raphanus sativus (radish)
Lineage: Eukaryota; Viridiplantae; Streptophyta; Magnoliopsida; Brassicales; Brassicaceae
Exons: 2
Coding region: 21-341 (106 amino acids)
Source: RefSeq, a predicted model, not a curated record